CAUUCUGAAUAUAACCGAUUCGGCAUCCUGAUAAUUCCCCGCAUGACUCUUCCUUUCCCCAAUUAAAAUUACCCCACGCUCUCUCUCCCACACUAACAUAAACACCCUAAUGCAUUCUCUCGCAAGUGGUUGCUCUAUCGGAAUGUUUUUUCGAUGAAUGCCAUUAUAGAAUAUUCUGGGGCGUUUUCGUUUAUUAGUUGUUAUUUGCGCUGUUCUUGAUUUGCACGAGAGAUUUUUGAAGAGCUUUCUUGGGUUUGUGGUCAUGGACUGCGCUUCAUGUAUGAAGUUUCUGACACAGGGUGGAGGCUUUGGAUGUGGAUUUUUGGUUUUUGAGUGUUUCUCACAGGUUGUCCAUUUUUUGGGGUUGUUUUUUAUGUUCGGUUUGGGUUUAAAGGUUUUGCAACUUGGUUGUCAUGGAAAGGGUCUGGUGCAAUUUUUGUGUGAAUAUAGAGGGAAAUCGAGUGGUCUAAAAAAUGGGUUUUGUUUGAAAAAUAGUGUUGCUAACUUAUGUGAUUCAAAGGCCAUGCCUUGCGAGUGUGACUCGUUGAAAUUCUUGGAGAAUUCGGAGUCACUCAUUAGGGAUGAUUUGCUCGUAAGCAGAGAGGUAUUGGAUUCAGACGACGAUGUUAAAGCAAAGGAUGUUUUGGAAGAGGAUGAUGAGGAAAAAGAUUCUUAUGCUGAGGAUGAAGAAUUUGAUGUAAUGGCAUUAAGAAAAUUGGUGAAGAUAGAAAGACAGCGAGCAGAUGCUGCUUAUGCAGAGCUUGAGAAGGAAAGAAUGGCUGCUGCAUCGGCAGCUGAGGAGACAAUGACCAUGAUUUUGCGCCUUCAAAGUGAGAAGAGCUCCACAGAGAUGCAAGCCAAUCAAUACCGCAGGUUGGCCGAGCAGAAGCAGCAAUAUGACCUCGAAGUAAUGCAAUCCUUGCAAUGGAUUGUUAUGCAACACGAGUCCUGUAGGAGUCUGUUGGAAGAUCAAUUGAGAUUGUGCAGGCAAAAGCUGAAGCUUCAUACAAAGGGAGAUGAAUUGGAUGGACUUGAAGGGAUUGAUGCAAGUAUGAUUUUUCUGAAUUCCCCUGCAGAAGAUGGUCUUGAUGAUGGGCUAAUUGGCUCUCUUGACAUGGAUUCUCCUUGAUGUUGCAAGUUACGGACUAAUACAUGGAUGUAGCUUUGUUCCAAACUAUUUUAUUUUAGUUUAUGAAUGUACAUGUAGAUGUCAUUGAUUUUAAAUUUUUGAGUUGGAGAUCGGAAUUUCAUUCAGCUGAGAUCUGUUUCUCCCUUCUUUUCAGAGUACUAAAAUGAAAAUUGUCUAGCUUUAUAUCUGUCA
This is a messenger RNA of Carya illinoinensis, 1321 nucleotides long. Its product is annotated as protein FLOURY 1-like. The record is from RefSeq and is a predicted model, not a curated record. Bases 263 to 1129 code for a protein of 288 amino acids. NCBI's taxonomy places the organism in Eukaryota, Viridiplantae, Streptophyta, Magnoliopsida, Fagales, Juglandaceae. The transcript has 2 exons.